Molecule: messenger RNA, 906 nt
Organism: Ilex paraguariensis (yerba mate)
Lineage: Eukaryota; Viridiplantae; Streptophyta; Magnoliopsida; Aquifoliales; Aquifoliaceae
Source: the annotation of a GenBank genome assembly
AUGAAUUACACACACACUCUUUCUCUCCUCUUUUCUUUCUUUCUUGUGUUGAACAUUUUCAACUUUGCCAAUGCCUUUAACAUCACUAAACUCCUUGAACAAUACUCAGAUUUCAGUACCUUCAACAACUAUCUCACUCAAACCCAACUAGCCGGAGAGAUCAAUUCCCGGCAAACCAUCACUGUCCUUGUGGUUGACAAUGACAAUAUAUCACCCAUAUCAGGAAAACCUGUUGACUUGCUCAAGCAGAUUAUGAGCGUUCAUGUAAUACUGGAUUACUAUGACGUAAAAAAACUUCAAUCUCUACCAAACAAAACCAGCAUUCUCACCACUCUCUUCCAGAGCAGUGGCACGGCCUCCGGUGAACUAGGCUUCUUGAACGUGACAGAUUUGAGCACCGGCAGCGUCGCGAUCGGAUCGGCUGAUAAAGGUGCCACUCUAGGGGCCACUUUGGUCAAGUCCAUUGCUGCGCAACCCUAUAAUGUAUCAGUAUUGCAAAUUAGUACUAUAAUUAUUCCUUUGGGCAUUGAAAAUUCAAAAUCAAACUCUUCCUCAAAUUCAACUUCUCCUCCUUCCCCGGUUACAGCAGCUAGUCCGGGGAAAUCAGAGACACCCACUCCGGCGAAGUCACCGGCCACAGCGCCACCUAAGUCUAGCAAGGCACCUGCACCAUCUGAUGCAGCUUCGGAUGCACCAUCCAAUGCAGAAGCUCCGACAAAGGCUGACACGCCUUCAGCUGCGCCGGGUUCGCCACCAGUACCUGAUGCUCCAACUGCUGGUACUCCAGCAGCAGAUGCUCCGGCUGCAGAUAAUUCUUCUCCCAGUGUAGGGACAGCUAUUGGUCUAGGUCUUGGUGGGGUUGUGAUGAUAAUAUUAUCAACUUUGUGUCUAACAGUGAUGAAUUGA